CCGGAGCGGCCAUUUCGAGCCCUUUGCGGCGCCGAAGCGUGAGGGAGCUGCUUGGCAUGCCGGGUGGUGAGAGAGACGAGGUAGAAGCUGGUGCUUAGCCCCGAACUGUAAGUAUUAUCUGCAGUCGAGUAGGAAAAGCUGACGUUGUUGCAUGUGCUUUUGUUCUGGAGUUUGCGUUGUUCAGGCUUUGUAUGGAUGGCCCCAAGCAGCAGAGCAGCCCUGUGGUUACUCUGGCACUAAAUGAGGCACGUUUAGCCCCUCUGCCGCUUCUGGAACAGCAUUAGGGUGAGUUUCAGCUCCACUGUACCCCUACACCUGCAUUUAGUGCAGGUUUAUAAACAAAUUACUUCAGUUUAAAAAAAAAAAAAACUCAAGGGAGUAGGUUACGUGAUAUAAAAGCUUAUUUCCAAAUUGAAACACAGAAUAUAAGACAUAAAAUGUGCAAAUGAAUAGGGAUUGCUGAGUUGUAUCAGCCUCACUGAUAGGGAGACUUGGCUCCAAUCACAAGAGCAAGGAAGAACUUAACUGAAAAGGGAACACGGUGCCCUGAAGUAGAAAUUAAUUAAAAUAGCUGAGCUUCUAAAGAGCAAAACAGCUGAAACAGUUAAACAAUGACUGAGCAUGCACAAAGAUGGAAAGGGGAAAAGUACACAGUGAAGAAGACUGAGUCUUAAUCAAAAAGACCCCAAAGUGUGACUACCAGAGAGGGUACUGCGCAUGUGAGAGUAGGAGGGAUAGUAUGAUGGUUAGUUCUGAGAAACCAUUAAUGUUAAAUACUUGCCUUUCUUGGAAAUUGUGUGAAUAUGUAUAUCUCUAAACUAUAAAUAAGUACUCACUGUUGUGCUUGGGUGUGUGUGUUUUGUUGAAUUAUCCCCUAUGUACCUAGUGCUGUUAAUAAAAAAUGCCUGCUUUCUUAUUCUCCAGAACGAGUCUUGGAAAGUUACAGUACCUUUUUGCAUUUCAUGUGGCACCAAAGGAGGGCAUGUUUAGCCCCUCUGCUGCUUCUGAAACUCCAUUAGGGAGAGUUUCAAUUCUGCUGUACUCCCACACCUGUGUUUAGUGCAGGUUGAUAAAUAAAUGACUUCAAUUUUGGAAAAAAAAAAAGCACAAGGAAGAAGGUUCUACCUUGAACAGUUAUAUGAUGCAAAAACUCAUUCCCAAAUGUAGGCUGUUUAAAACUUAAUUGUUGAUGUGCAGUGAUACUGAUAGAUCUCUUGGCCUGAAUAAUAUUGAUAUUAGCAUGGAAGGAACCUUCUACUGUAUGUCCUGCCUCAUGAGGAAUUUUGUAUUAUAUGUUCUGCUUAGUUAAGCACUAACAAAUCAAAGGAAAUGGAGGAAGGGUCGUAACAUAAGAAAGAAAUGAAGAAGCGUGCAUAACUCAGCUGGCACAUCAGCAAAACAACACUAUUUAAGGAAGAAAUAGUGAAAAACAGGUUCAGGGUUAAUCAACAGACAAGGAUGAAGAGGCCGCAACAACCACCAUGACCACUGCUUCAAUUCAUUGAGUCUGUGCAGAUGGGAGGAACAUACAUAUAUAAUUUCAGUAAACCAGUAGUAAUAUGUAUGACUUCUUCAAGAAAUGUAAUGAAUAUGUGAGCCUUGUGAUUAUAAAUUUUUUUGGUCAGCAUUGAGAAGGUAAAUGCACUUUGGCAGAACAAUCCAUGUGUGUCUCCAGUGCCACAGCUUUGAUAGUAAAGAAUGCCCACUUUCUAAGAUUUCAAAAUAGGUCUUUUUAUUUGCUGCUUUUAUGGUAACAACAGCUGCAAUAGAGUUGUGGUAUUCGUCACCUUUGUUCUGAUAAUAGCUUGUAGCUGUAUGGGUUGGGGAGGAAAUGGAACUUAGUCCUGUGAGUAGUCACAGCUGCUGAAGUUCUGUAACCAUUUGUUUUGGCAUGCUAAUUUUACCUAUUACUGCUGGUUUGUAUAUGUAAAAAGCAUGUAAAAAUCUCCCAAGAUAGAGAACUAGAGGUUAGUAAAUGACUAGCAUGCAGAUAAAAUUACUCUAGGCUAUUGCACAGUGAGGGCAGGUUCCUCUGCUGUGUGUUCCAGUCUAUUUUGUAUGGAUUUAUGCAGCUCAAGGGGUGGAUUGUAUUGCAGAUUCAGCUGAAAAUUACUUUUUUCUUUUGGGGCUAGUCUCCAUUUUUGUUGAUAGCAGUAAACAAAAUGUCGAUAGAUUGUUAGAGCAGGAAGCCUUAAAGAACAGGGAAAUGGCGUUGUUUCUCAUGCCAACAGGCCUGGAUAAGUUCAAAAUUAUUAUAAACUACAGUGAAGUGAGUGUUUGAGUAUGACUUAGAUGUGCAGCAUCCUUUAAAGUUAAGCUGCUGGCUUACAUGCAUGUGUACAUGUACAGGAGAACUUCAUAUCCAAGUUUGCUCACAAAUUGCUUUAAGUUAACCCUAUGAAAUGGAGCAGGGGAGGUUUGCCUGCUUAACAGAGGAUUUUCUUUAAUUUCUUGAAUGCUCAUUGAUUUUAGGACAGGUUGAAACAUGACUGAUGCAAAUGAAUCCCAGGCUUCUGUUUCUGAUUACCCUGAUGCCCAAGAUCUAAUAUGCACUCAACAGAAAGAAAUAGAUAUGUUAAAUGAGCACGCAACAAAUAAACACAGGAAACGUUCACGCUCAAGGCAGAAGGAUGCCAUUCCUGAGGAGUCUUCAGUUGAGGUCAUCCUGGACAGCAGUGAUUCAGAAAUUGGCAGUGAGUACCACACCAAGUGCUCCAUUGCACCUUCAAAGCAAAAAAGGAAAUCAGGACCUUCAAGGCAACAAGUGGAAGCUGUUGUAACAGUGCCUGAUGAUGAAAGUUCAGAUUCUUCUCCGUCUCCUCCGAGUCCAGUGAAACUACCUGAAAGCUCCAAAGAGAAGAAAUCCAAGCUUAAUUUGAAAGCCAUUUUUGCCUAUCACUUCAGGGGAAGGAAGUUUAAAACUGCUGCACACAGAAAUUUUCGGAGUACAUCAAGGAAGAGGAAGACUGAGACGGAGACAAAGACAAGGCAUGAGCGCACAUACAUGCCUACUGGGAGGCCACCACUGACAGCCUCACCACAAGAGCAAAAGAAAAGGCUUCUACAUCGGGGUUUUGAAUUCCCUUUUGUUGAAAAACAUUAUGGGACAAAACAUAUUCCCUUAAAGAUGGUUCUUGACUAUGAGCAAGCAGCUACAAAGGGAUACUUACGGUAUAUUGAAAUGCUCAAAUAUGAAGAACACCUCAAAAAGGCUUUAAAAGCACUUCAAGCUAGUGAAGACUUAGAAAGAGAAUGUCUGGCAGUACGGAAACACAAGUAUUUAGAUGAUGAAGGUCCCAUUUCCCCUAUCCAGGAGAUGAAUGAUGAUAACAGCUUGGGUGCUGAUAAUCAAGACGACUUUGAUGUCAGAGUAGUGGACAACAGCUGUUUCAUUUUAAGCAGCAGACUUCCCAAUAAGAAGAAAUCCAAGACAGAAACAAAACGUGCGAAAUCGACGGGAGUGGUGGAAGUAGAAAAGAAAGGCCGUGCUGCUGCUAAGUCUGGGCUUCAGCGAGGCUCACUCCAGUGAACAGAAAACUGCUUAAUGAGGUGGCAGCAGUCACUCUUCAGAUACCUCGUUAAGGCCUACUUGGUUUAAAGUGUUGGUCUGAGGACCGCAUUAAGCUGUCGACUCAGCAGCCUAGUCAGAUUGGGUUUAAGGCAUCUACCUGAGAAGUACUCUAUGGCUUCACAGACUCGUCCUGGAUCUAGGAGUGGGGUUCUUGCUGGUUUAUCUUGCUUUCGGAUAAUGAAAUACCGGUCAGCUGAUGCAAGAGACUUUGUGGAUGAAUUUCACCGGCUUGACAGCACCGAGCAGUUUUUACUUUUUUUUUGGACUGCUUGAAUUCUUGACAACUGUUGGCUGACCUCAGCGCACUCCUGUGGAACACAUUAGGGAAAGAGGAAGCCCACCCACUAGUCCAGUCUGAAGGAGUGUCUCGGUGACACAUAGAGAAAAUGAGAAAAACAAAGCCAUUUCCCAGGAGCAUGAACCUUCCGCAGGUACUGGCUUCUGCAUUUGACACAAACGAAAAGUGGUGCAAAUGGAGGAGCUUGGUAAGAGUCAAAAGAUGUGUUCUGAGAUUUCAAGUGUAACUAACAUGGCUAAUUACAUGCCUUGAACUUCAGCCUUUUUUUUUUUUUGUGUAGGUAUCAAAAUUAUUUCAUUGUUGCUUGUGGGUUGAGUUUUCUUGCUGUCUUGGAACAGUCUAGUCCAGCUUUAAUCCUAAAGCAGUUAUUUACUAGUUCUUGGUUUGGUUGCUAUGGCUUUUUAAAAAGAAAAAAAGACGGCACUCUGGUGUCUGUCUGGUCUUGAAAUAACUUUGUAACAUGUUGCAUUUUUUGUUGUGUUAUUUAAUUGAGCAAUACAUACUGCUUUAUCUAUCUUUAAGCUUCAAAUUCUUCAAAUGUUUGAGUUAAAUUCCGAGCUUCUCAGCCAGUUUACUACAAUACUGUUACAAUUCCUGGAUUCUGUUCUACAGAAUAUAGCUUAAAGUAAAACAAGCAAAAUACUCUGGAAAAAGUAAACACUUGAAAGUUCUGAAGCUGCUGAAAUCCAUGGAAUCUCUUCUCUCUUAAGUGCAUGACUGCUUCUGUGGAGUGGGUAUAGAAGGAGCUUGAACCUUAACGUGUGCAGUGGUGGAUUGAGCUAUUGCACCUGUUGCACUGUAUGGUAUCUGCACCCAGCAGCAUUCCUCUGAUGGGGUGUUCAAAAAACAGUGCUACAGCAGUUCGGCAUUUGGCAUCGUUGGUUUUCAUUCUGGUGUGUGUGUUAAACCUGGUAUUUCUGCUGAUACAACCUUUGUCCUCUUCAAGGAUCCGAGUGCACUCCUUAUUCCACGUACAGCUUCCCCAUGUGAGAGCUGAGUUUCCCAGGUGUAUUCAGUUUUGUUUUUUUUUUUACAGGUGAUUUGGAAUACAGAACAAAGGGAGCUCUGUUUUAAAAGGAUUAGCUGUGGAAGAGGAUAACGACCUGUUUGACUGCCUGUAGUGUCAGUUACUGAGUUGCUGAACGUCGGAGGGGUGAAAAGCAACACCUGAGUGCUGCCAGAGCAAGUCUGAAGGUCCUGCUGUGAUGUUGCUGCAUGUUUGUUGCAAGGAAGAACAGACCAGCUCUUACAUGCAGAAAGGAUGGUAGUGUUAAUUGCAGUAAUUUAAUGUCAUUCAAACUUUCCUUACUGCUCCGUAAACUGAACUAGUGUGUUACCAACUGCUUUUUCCCCGCUUCUCCAUUAUUGAACUCAACUGUAUUCAGCUUUGGGGGUGUUUAUUCUGUACAUGUCACAGCAUUUAAAUAAAAGUCAUGUCUGAAAGGA
Molecule: messenger RNA, 5315 nt
Organism: Cygnus olor (mute swan)
Lineage: Eukaryota; Metazoa; Chordata; Aves; Anseriformes; Anatidae
Gene: TAF1D
Product: TATA-box binding protein associated factor, RNA polymerase I subunit D
Exons: 14
Coding region: 2486-3529 (347 amino acids)
Biological process (GO): regulation of DNA-templated transcription
Cellular component (GO): nucleoplasm; nucleus; RNA polymerase transcription factor SL1 complex
Source: RefSeq, a predicted model, not a curated record